GUGGGAUUGGGUUUGGACGUGCCAAGGGAAACUCAGGCUCAGAGGCAGACGAUGAAACCCAGCUAACCUUCUACACCGAGCAGUAUCGGAGCCGGAGACGAAGCAAAGGUUCAAUGAAGAGCCCCAUCAACAAGACAGCGCUGACCCUGAUUGCAGUCAGCUCCUGCGUCCUGGCCGUCGUGUGCGGCUCCCAGCUCUCCUGCCCGCUGACUGUCAAGGUGACACUUCACGUACCCGAGCACUUCAUCGCAGACGGCAGCAGCUUCGUUGUGAGUGAGGGGAGCUACUUGGACAUCUCCGACUGGCUUAAUCCAGCCAAGCUGUCCCUGUACUAUCAGAUCAAUGCCACAUCCCCCUGGGUGAGAGACCUCUGUGGACAGAGGACCACUGAUGCCUGUGAACAACUGUGUGACCAAGAGACAGGAGAGUGCAGCUGCCAUGAAGGCUACGCCCCAGACCCUGUCCAUCGCCACUUGUGUGUGCGCAGCGACUGGGGACACAGCGAAGGGUGAGUGGGGCUGACCCCCAGGUGAUGGUCUGCUCUUUCCCUUUUUUUUACGACGCUUGAGCGAGGAUACGACUUGGUUACAGGAGAGCAGGCGCCGGAGAAGAUCCUCAGAUCCACCUAUAGUUUGGGUCAAGGUUUGUGGCUGCCUGUCAGUAAGAGCUUCGUGGUACCCCCUGUGGAGCUUUCCAUCAAUCCUCUCGCCAGCUGCAAGACAGAUGUUCUGGUGACGGAAGAUCCAGCAGAUGUCAGGGAAGAAGCGAUGCUGUCCACCUACUUCGAAACCAUCAAUGACUUGCUCUCCUCUUUUGGGCCUGUCCGAGAUUGCUCCCGCAACAACGGUGGCUGUACUCGCAACUUCAAGUGUGUUUCAGAUCGCAAGGUGGACUCGACAGGCUGUGUGUGCCCCGAGGACCUCCGACCCAUGAAGGAUGGCACCGGUUGCUACGACUACUCCAAAGGGAUCGACUGCUCGGAUGGCUUCAACGGGGGCUGCGAGCAGCUCUGCCUCCAGCAAACCCUGCCACUGCCCCACGACCCCUCAUCCAGCACCAUCUUCAUGUUCUGCGGGUGCGUGGAGGAGUACAAGCUGGCUCCGGAUGGGAAGUCCUGCCUGAUGCUGUCGGACAUCUGCGAGGGCCCCAAGUGCCUGAAGUCAGAUGCCAAGUUCAAUGACACCCUCUUUGGGGAGAUGCUUCACGGCUACAACAACAGGAGCCAGCAUGUCAACCAAGGGCAGGUUUUCCAGAUGACUUUCAGGGAGAAUAACUUCAUCAAGGACUUCCCCCAGCUGGCUGACGGUCUCAUGGUGAUCCCGCUGCCCGUGGAGGAGCAGUGCCGCGGUGUCCUCUCAGAGCCCCUUCCUGACCUCCGGCUUCUCACUGGAGACAUCAAGUACGACGAGGCGAUGGGCUACCCCAUGGUGCAGCACUGGCGGGUCAGGAGCAACCUCUACCGGGUGAAGCUCAGCUCCAUCACCCUAUCUGCAGGAUUUGCCAACAUCCUGAAGAUCCUGAACAAGGACAGCAGCCGGGAGGAGCUGCUCUCCUUCAUCCAGCAGUUUGGCUCCCACUACAUCGCGGAGGCGCUGUAUGGCUCUGAGUUCAGCUGCGCCAUCCACUUCCCCAGCAAGAAGGUCCAGCAGCAGCUCUGGCUCCAGUACCAGAAAGCACAGCUCGUCUUGUAA
Messenger RNA from Mesitornis unicolor (brown roatelo), 1691 nucleotides. RefSeq names its product astrotactin 2 (gene ASTN2). The annotation marks the transcript as partial. Gene Ontology annotation, biological process: neuron cell-cell adhesion; neuron migration. The record is from RefSeq and is a predicted model, not a curated record. Lineage: Eukaryota; Metazoa; Chordata; Aves; Mesitornithiformes; Mesitornithidae. The transcript has 13 exons.